GAAAAUAAUUAUGGCAUCAUCAUCUUCAAGCUUGUACUCAAAUUCACCAUGUGCUGCAUGCAAGUUUUUGAGAAGGAAGUGCAUGCCAGAUUGCAUAUUUGCACCAUACUUCCCACCAGAAGAACCACAGAAAUUUGCAAAUGUUCACAAAAUAUUUGGUGCAAGCAAUGUGAGUAAACUUCUGAAUGAAGUUCAACCUCAUCAAAGAGAAGAUACUGUCAACUCUCUUGCCUAUGAAGCUGAGGCAAGGAUUAAAGAUCCUGUUUAUGGUUGUGUUGGUGCUAUUUCAGUCCUCCAAAGACAAGUUAUUAGUCUCCAAAAGGAACUUGAUUCUACUAAUGCUGAUUUGGUUCGUUAUAAUGAAAUAUUGCCCAAUCAUGCAGGACCUUCACCACCUCCUCCUCCAACUUUUUACUAUCCUUCACCUUGGAACAAUAAUGAUCCUCAUGGGAAUGCUUAUCACACAGGUGGAGGUGACAAUAUAUAAUAUCCCUACAGGGAC
Vicia villosa (hairy vetch) is the source of this 502-nucleotide messenger RNA. Its product is annotated as LOB domain-containing protein 25-like. The record is from RefSeq and is a predicted model, not a curated record. Bases 11 to 487 code for a protein of 158 amino acids. Lineage: Eukaryota; Viridiplantae; Streptophyta; Magnoliopsida; Fabales; Fabaceae. The transcript has a single exon.